Molecule: messenger RNA, 3162 nt
Organism: Vombatus ursinus (common wombat)
Lineage: Eukaryota; Metazoa; Chordata; Mammalia; Diprotodontia; Vombatidae
Gene: ITIH6
Product: inter-alpha-trypsin inhibitor heavy chain family member 6
Exons: 15
Biological process (GO): hyaluronan metabolic process
Molecular function (GO): serine-type endopeptidase inhibitor activity
Source: RefSeq, a predicted model, not a curated record
AUGGUCAGCAGAGGGAACCAAAAGGACCGACAGAAAUUUUGUGGAGGCUUGGAUGAAUUGCACCUCCCUAACCCUGGCCCCUCAGACAAUGAGGUCAAGAAGUUCAAAAUUUCCGCAAGUGUAGCUGUGGGUGGAGAGCUUCCAGUGAACUGCUUCUCCAUCCGCUCAACCAUUGUGUCCCGCUAUGCCCACACCCAGGUUGUGUCUGUCAUGACCAACCCACACUCGGAGGCCCAGGAAGCCAUCUUUGACUUGGAUCUGCCCGGCCUGGCCUUCAUUUCCAACUUCACCGUGAACAUCAAUGGCAAAGUCUACACAGCUGAAGUCAAAGAGAAACACCAGGCUAAGAAAAUGUACGAGGAAGCAAGGAAACAAGGGCAGACCGCUGCCCAUGUGGCCAGCCAAGACGAUGAGGUCAAGAAGUUCAAAAUUUCCACAAGUGUAGCUGUAAGUGGAGAGGUAACAUUUGCCUUGACCUAUGAAGAAUUGCUCCCUCGCCUCCUGGGAAAACACCAGCACACUGUGAGUGUCAGACCCGGCCAAGUGGUACCAAAUCUCAGUGUGGAAGUGACUGUAUCAGAGAGGACAGGCAUUGACUACAUCCACGUGCUGCCCCUCAGAACCAGCCAGCUGCUGACCAAUGCUGUUAGAGGUGAGACUGACUUGCCAACGUCCACCAGGAUUGAAAAGAAGGAGACCUGCGCAUGGGUCACCUUCACACCAACACCAAGUGAACAGGCUGCCUACUCCAGCCAGGGCAUCAUGGGGGACUUUGUGAUUCAAUAUGAUGUGACUAUGAAGGACGUCAUUGGUGAUGUGCAGAUCUACGAUGGCUAUUUUGUUCACUAUUUUGCCCCCAGAGGCCUACCUCGUAUGCAGAAAAACAUCAUCUUCGUUAUCGAUGUUAGUGGCUCUAUGACUGGAACAAAACUGAAGCAGACUAAGAAGGCUAUGCCUGUGAUCCUGGGGGACCUGUACCCAGAGGACUAUUUCAACAUCGUGACCUUCUCUGACACUGUCCACAUCUGGAAGGCUGCUGGUUCCAUUCAGGACACACCCCCAAACAUACAAAGGGCCAAGGCCUACGUUGGCAGAAUGGAGGUGGGCAGAUGGACAGACAUGAAUGCAGCUCUCCUGGCAGCAGCCUCCAUACUGAACCAGAGCAUUGCAGGGCCCUCAGGAGAGGCUCGCCUGGUCAUCUUCCUCACGGAUGGGGAGCCCACAGCAGGAAUGACCUCACCUGCCCGCAUGCUCGCCAAUGCCCAGAGGGCCCUGGCUAGCCAGGCAGCCCUCUUUGGCCUAGCCUUAGGCGACGACGCCGACGUGCCCCUUCUAUGCCGCCUCUCGCUCGAGAACCGAGGCACAGUCUGCAGCAUCUGAGAGGACCAAGAUGCUGCCCUGCAGCUCAAAGGCUUCUAUGACCGCGUCGCCUCCCCUCUGCUAUCUGACAUCCGCUUCCACUACCAGGCCAGGCAAGCUGGGAGGGCCAAACCAGCAGGGAGCCACUUCCCCAACUACUUUCAGGGCUUGGAGCUGGUGGUGGUGGGCCAAUUAGGUCAGGGGGAGCCUGAGCUCCAGGUGCACUUGGAAGCCCGGGGCCCACACAACCACCUGCUCACAGCAUCUCGGAGUGAGGAGGCUGCCAGUGGCACAGAGCCAGCAUUUGGCUGCCUGUCCCACGGGGAGCUAAGCCCAGGCCAAGGCUUCCUCCAGCGCCUUUGGGCCUACUUGACCAUCCAGGGCUUGCUGGAAACUCGCCUUGGGGCCAAUGACUUAGCCACCCACAGCCUGCUGAUGGAAAAGGCCCUCAACCUCUCUCUGCAUUUCCAUUUUGUGACGCCCCUGACCUCACUGGUUGUGGUGAAGCCAGAGGAGGAAGCCGAAAAGGAGCAGGGCCCACCUCCAGCCCUGGCAGCCAUAGACCAGCCCACAGCUACCGGGAAGUCCCCAAGGCCUCCUAUCCUUACUGGCCCCACUGAGCCCCUGCUCCAUGGGGCAAAAUUCACUACCACUUCAUCUGGGCCUUCAUCUGCAGCCAAAAUGGGGAAUCCCAGGGUGAUCAAACAGAAUCUAACUCCACCUGUGCCCUGGGUGCACCCAGCUCAUGGGGAUGCAUUGCCUGUGAAACCCACAGCAUCUUCAUUCCCCACGACUGGCUCCUUGUCUCCUCCCAGACUCCCAGUUUCCCCCCAGACCUGGCUCCCCAGACCUAGUUCCUCCUCUCUCUCUAUCCUGAGCCCCCCACCUCCCUAUAACUUGAGCACACCUGAGAUCAUCAGUGUCCUUGUUCUCCCUAAGGAGCUAGGCCAACUUCUGGAAACUCUGCCAGAUUCUGGGUUCUCCGAGUCCUUGAAGCCUCCAACUAGCUACACCUUCCCCAGUAGCCACAGCCAAGGGAACAGACAUGGGAUUCAAGGUGAGCCUCAGAAAUCUUCAUCGGUUUUUACCUUCUCCUCUUCAGUGGAUGGGGAUCCACAUUUUGAGAUCCAGUUGCCAAACUCGGAGAGUAGAAUCUGUUUCACGGUGGAUGGAAGGGCAGGGGACACACUUCAGCUCAUCAGAGACCCUGAAGCAGGGCUGCUGGUCAGUGGCCACCUCCUAGGGGCACCUCCGAAGCCAGGUCAUGAGCAUCGGACCCACACCUACUUUGACAGGAUCAUGUUGGCUGUGAGGAGACUCCAGGACCCUUUCGUUAUCCAUGUGACCCCUCACCAGAUCAGCCUAAAGAUGGAGGGCAUGACAAAGAGACUCAGCUGGGACUGGCCUCUUCUCAUCCUGCAGCAUGGGCCUGGACUGGAGCUGAUUCUACAGCACAAGAGCACCUUCACCAUUCGUCUCAGUCUGCACCUUGAGUUCCUUAUCAGGAGGCACCAUGAUAGGCAUCCCACACCCCUGAGGCUCCCCCAUCUUGGUUUCUACAUGGUUAAUGGGCAUGGCCUGAGCCACUCUGCUCAGGGCCUCCUGGGACAAUUCCAGCACACGGAUCUCUUUGUGAAGCAAACGGUCAGGGGGGCUUGGCUAGAAAGGCCAAAUGGCCCCAACAUGCCUCUGGCCCCUGCUGUCCCAGGGAAGGAGUUGCUGUCUAGGGGCCCCUGCUGGAGGGUGAAGCAUCAGGACGUGGAGAAGCUGCUGGGUAGACCCUACACAGCCUUUGUCCUCUGA